This is a messenger RNA of Didymodactylos carnosus, 3276 nucleotides long. The record is from the annotation of a GenBank genome assembly. NCBI's taxonomy places the organism in Eukaryota, Metazoa, Rotifera, Eurotatoria, Philodinida, Philodinidae.
AUGUACAGCCGAACUCAAGAUUAUAAUUCAGCAAAAAAGAGAUCAACUGACGAAGAUUUUAAAAACGAAGAAAAUGAAGAUAAUUUUACAAAGCGACAACAACAUCCAUCGAAUUCAGUGGCAAAAUCGAAAACUCUGCGAGCAGCGGAAAACCGAAAAACCAACGCAAAAAUGAAUGAAACAUCAACAGUCAUGAAUUUAGUAUUAUCGUUGAAACAAAAAAUGGAUGAUUUUAUCGCCAAACAAAAUGAACAAACUAGCUUGAUAAAAAAUAUGGAAAAGAUGAUGAAACAACUGACACAUAUUACAAGAUUUAUUUCCGAUGAUGAACGAUUAAGCACGAUCAAAGAAGCAAUUCAAGUGUGCUUUUUCAAUGACGAUGCGCAAAGAUCUGAUGUAUUUUGGGCGCAAGAAGAAUCCAUGACCGAUUCGUCAAAUAACGGGCUCGAUUGGGUGUCAUCCAGUAAUCCACAUGAUGAAUAUGAAUUGAUACAAAGAGUUGGUAGCGGUACUUAUGGAGAUGUUUAUAAGGCACGUCACAUGCCAAGUGCGUCACUUCGUGCACUUAAAGUUAUUAAACUAGAAGCUGGAGAUGAUUUUAACAUUAUUCAACAAGAAAUAUUAAUGAUGAGACAAUGUACACACCCGAAUAUAAUUGCUUAUUUUGGAAGUUAUUUAAAACGAGACAAACUAUGGAUUGCAAUGGAGUUUUGUGGCGGUGGUAGUAUGCAAGAUAUUUAUCACAUAAAUGGUCCAUUAGUUGAAUUACAAAUUGCUUACAUUAUACGUGAAACCCUUAAGGGCCUUGAUUAUCUUCACAAACAUGGAAAAAUGCAUCGAGACGUUAAAGUAUGUAGAGAUUUUGUUUCAAUGUACUGCUAUGAUUAUAAAUAUGAUAAUAACUCAUUAUAUUGUGAACGUGUGGUUAGGCAUACACCAAUACCAAUCAUUAUUGAAGAUAUUGUACAAUAUUAUUGGCUAUCCAAUAAUAUUGGGCCCCAAUAUUAUUCCGAUUUUGGUGUGGCUGCAUCAAUAACGGCAACAUUAUGUAAAAGAAAAUCAUUUAUCGGUACCCCAUAUUGGAUGGCUCCGGAAGUGGCAGCCGUAGAAAGAAAAGGUGGCUAUAAUCAUUUGUGUGAUAUAUGGGCAGUAGGAAUAACAGCCAUAGAAUUUGCCGAAUUACAGCCACCAAUGUUUGAUUUACAUCCGAUGCGUGCAUUAUUUUUAAUGUCAAAAAGUGGCUUUAAACCACCUUUGUUAAAAGAUAAAACUAAAUGGUCCAUAACUUUUCAAAAUUUUGUCAAAUAUGCAUUAACAAAAAAUCCGAAAAAACGACCAGCCGCUGAUAGAUUACUUGACCAUCCGUUUGUUCAAGGCAAUCUUUCAGCUCAAAUUGCACGCGAUUUACUUGAUCGUGUUAGAAAUGGUACAAAUAAUUGCUACCAAGAGCGAGACGACGAUGAAGAUGAUAGAAGUAAUCGUCAUGCGCCAAGAAAAAUAACAUCAAACAAAGAAUCGUCAUCAUCAUCAAAUCAUCGUCCAAUGCCGAACUAUAACCCACCUCUCAUUCGAAGUUCUAUUUUAAAUGAACAACCUUCUCCACCUUCACCUCUUCAAUCAUCAUCAGCAACAACAACAAAUGGAAACCAGACGGUAUGCGGCCAUACUCCAAAGAAAAAAGAGAAGAAUGGUGAUUCUACCCAUAUUCAACGUCUUAGAUCAUUGGGUUUACCUGACAACGAUAUUGAAAGAUUAUUACUUAAAUUACCAUUGGGUGCAUUUGAUGAUUUAACACUGAAUGAAAUCCAUCAUAUUGUCAGUGUAAUGUUACGAGAUGUCGACGAUGAUACAGCAGACAGCAUGACAGAAUCAACGUCAGCGGACACAAUUAAACGUCGUCCACUUCCACAAGCUUCCACAGCUAAGCUCAGCUCUGGAUCACAUCAAAAUCAUCGUAAAAAACAGCAACAGUCGUCCGCACCAGUCUAUGAAAAUGUUCUUCGAUUAGAGUUUGAUUCAAACAAUAAUUCAACAUUAAAACGUUCUAGUAUUACGAACACAAAUGGUUAUCAUUCUAAUCAUAACAGUGAAACAUCUUCUAAUUUUCGACUUAACAGUGAUUCGACCUCUUCAAAUAGUAGAGAAAAUUUAAAUUAUGAAGAUAACAAUGAUCAAUCAUUAACAUUGAAACAAACUUCAUUAUCCACAUCGUCACUCAAUGACAAAGCAACGUCAUCUCAACGUCGACCAUUAUCAACAAACACCUCAUCAUCAUCUUCAAUGACUUCUACUACUUCUACGAUAGUGACAACAAAUGGUAUUCCAUCUGUGCCAAAAGUUCAUAUGGGCGCAUGUUUUAUGAAGAUAUUUAAUGAAUGUCCAUUAGAAAUACAUUCAUCCUAUUGUUGGAUUAACAGUGAAACAAGAGAUCAAGUUGUACUGAUUGCUAGUGAAGAAGGUAUAUACUCUUUGAAUUUAAAUGAACUUCAUGAUGCUACACUUGAAUUGUUAUAUCCGCGUCGAACAACAUGGUUAUUUGUCAAAGAUAAUAUUCUAUGGUCUAUAUCAGGCAAAUCGAACACAUUGUAUAGACAUGAUUUAUUGUUGCUAAUGCACAACAAAGGCACAGCACGUUUAUCACUACAAUUAAAUAAAAUACAAAUACCACAGAAAUUUGAAAAAUUAAUGCCAAAGAAAUUAGCAAUAUCAUCUAAAAUAAACAAUACUCGUGGUUGUCAACGUUGUUGUGUUGGACGUAAUCCUUACAAUGGUUUCUUUUUCCUCGGUGGUCUACUUCAAAAUGAAGUCUUCUUAAUGCAGUAUUAUGAUCCAUUAAGAAAAUUUAUGCAUUUAAAAAGAAUGGAUGUAUCAAUUCCACCUGAACCUCCAAUAUUUGAAAUGUUAUUUUCUCAUGAUCAUAGUUACGCACAGUUAUGUAUCGGUGUAACAAGGAGUAAAUCAUCAACAAAUACGUUUAAAUUCGCUUCGGUUAAUUUUGAAACGGAAAAAUUAGAAAACUACAAUGAUGGUUCAUUUCUGCCAAAUAUGUCCCAUUUGAUACAAUUAGAAAAAGAUGCCGAGACAGUAUUGAUUUGUCACGGAAAUAAUAUAACAAUUGUUAAUUCUCAGGGUAGGCCGCGUACGAGUAGACGGCUACUGUCCGAAUUACAUUUUGAUUGCGAAGUUCGUUCGUUAGUAUGUUUACAAGACAGUGUACUCGCAUUUCAUGAACAUGGCAUGCAAGGAAGAAGUUUAAAGGAUAAUGAAGUAUGUUGA